CAAACAAAAAUAAUUCUCCCCCAUGUCCCUAACUGCCAAACAUAGCCAUCAAUAAUUUUAACUUUAUUCAUUAUCCUUCAUUUCCUUUCCUUUCAUCUCCUUCUCUUCUCUCUCUCUCUCUCUCUCUCUCUCAAACAUAUAAAUUGGAGAGUCUUAGAACAAUUUUAGAUCAAAGAGACGAGAGGUGGGAAAUUUUUUUUAGGGCAUAUGGGUUUUGUUGAAGAAUACUUGCCAGCAAUGGCUAUGUUUGGGCUUCAAGUGACUUAUGCCAUAAUGGCUCUUCUCUCUAGGGCUGCUCUUUUGAAGGGCAUGAGUCCUAGAGUUUUUGUUGUUUAUAGGCAGGCCGUUGCCACUCUCUUUAUUGCACCCAUUGCUUAUUUUUCCAGGUCGAAAUCUAGGAGGGUGUCUAUGAACUUGAGGAGCUUUUCUCUAAUCUUCAUUGCUUCUCUUGUCGGUGUAACGAUGAACCAAAACGUUUACUUUGAGGGAGUUUUUUUAGUUAGUUCGUCAAUGGCGACGGCGAUGACUAAUUUGAUUCCGGCGGUGACGUUUGUAAUAGCAACGAUUGUCGGGAUGGAGAAUUUGAAGAUGGGAAGCUUGAGGAGCAUGGCAAAGAUUGGAGGGACAGUGGUUUGUGUGAGUGGAGCCAUGUGCAUGGCUCUCCUAAGAGGACCAAAGCUUAUCAAUUCAACACAAGGUUUUGGGUUGAAAUCUACAUUAUUUGGUGUGGAAAGUGGAGGCCAAACUGCUUGGUUAUUGGGUUCCUUGUGUCUCUUUGGCAGUUGUUGUUGCUGGUCAAUUUGGUUGAUUUUGCAGGUACCAGCUUCAGCCAGCUAUCCAGACAAUUUAUCCUUAUCAGCGUGGAUGUGUUUGAUGGCCACAAUUCAAUCUGCCAUUCUUACUCUAUUGGUUGAACCAAUCAAUCUACAAACUUGGAAAAUACAUUCAACUAUUGAACUUAUUUGUUAUCUUUUCUCGGGAAUUGUUGGGUCAGGUGUUGCGUUCUUUGUUCAAGCUUGGUGUGUUUCAAAGAGAGGACCUGUCUUCUCAGCAAUGUUCAACCCUCUCUGCACCAUUGUUACAACCAUUUUGGCUGCUAUUGUUCUUCAUGAACAAAUAUUUACUGGAAGCUUGUUGGGGGGCGUGGCUGUGAUUAUUGGAUUGUACAUUGUUCUUUGGGGAAAAGCAAAAGAUUAUGUGAAGGAAGAAGCCAAAUUAGGAAAGCCAAGUUUUGAUCAAAAAGAAGAGAUUUGUGAAUCACUUGAGAGACGAAGCACUGAUCAAAUUGAUUUGGAGGAACCACUUUUGUCGUCUAAAGAAUAAUAUAAUCAUGUGUAUAUUAUAUAUAUAUAUAUAUAUAUAUAUAACAUAUCUUAUAUUAUCCCCUACCUCAAAAUAAAAUUAGUUGUUAGUAUAUUACAUGUCAAUUAUCAAUUUUGAUUUAGUCUUGUU
This is a messenger RNA of Cucumis melo (muskmelon), 1452 nucleotides long. RefSeq names its product WAT1-related protein At4g30420. Gene Ontology annotation, molecular function: transmembrane transporter activity. The record is from RefSeq and is a predicted model, not a curated record. The transcript has 7 exons. NCBI's taxonomy places the organism in Eukaryota, Viridiplantae, Streptophyta, Magnoliopsida, Cucurbitales, Cucurbitaceae. The coding region runs from base 208 to 1323 and encodes 371 amino acids. Gene Ontology annotation, cellular component: plasma membrane.